This is a messenger RNA of Seriola aureovittata, 4351 nucleotides long. RefSeq names its product organic cation/carnitine transporter 2-like. NCBI's taxonomy places the organism in Eukaryota, Metazoa, Chordata, Actinopteri, Carangiformes, Carangidae. The transcript has 10 exons. The record is from RefSeq and is a predicted model, not a curated record. Bases 1451 to 3109 code for a protein of 552 amino acids. Gene Ontology annotation, cellular component: membrane. Gene Ontology annotation, biological process: transmembrane transport. Gene Ontology annotation, molecular function: transmembrane transporter activity.
UGGCGUUCAGGAGGCGAGGGGUCACUGUGGAUGAACAGAGCUGCGAUGUGAUGUAUCUUGUUUAAGAUGCAUUCCAGAAAUUAAAUUUUUAACGUGAUCAAAGGUCACAUUAGGUCUUUUCAUGUCACACCGUUUUAUCUGGUGUGUCAGUGAAAGAUACUUUGAGUGGCGGAAUGUAACAGUUUCAGAUGUACUUAAGUAGAGAUUUUAGGUAUUUUGAGUAUUUCCAUUUUAUGUUUUUUACACUAGCCCACUACACUUCGGAGGCAGGUGUUGUCCUUUUUACUCCAUUACAUUUAUCUGGCAGUUGUUCUCAACCUUUUAGGCUUUGGCGUCUGCUUGGGGCCCCUUCGUUACGCUUCAAAUCUCUUUCAGUUCCACCAAAGACACAUUUCCUCUCUAAACUUCUUUCAUGGUUUUAUAUAAGUAACUGUUUGAGGCUCAAAGAGAUAGAAUUAUUAUUUCACCCCCAAAAAGCAAAGAUUAGAGAAAUGUCAAAAAAUAAAUGAAUCUGUGUUAGAACUUCCUCUUCCAUUAACCAUCAUUAUUUUAAUAUUGUGGUAUUGAUAUCUUCUUUAGUCAAGUAAAGUUAUAGAAUAUUUAUUCUACCAUUGCUUUAAUCACUACAUUUAAAUAUAAGAUACACUGUGUUGCACCAUCUUGUGGUGGUUGGAUACACAACUACUGUAAUCUCAAACACACUUACUGGCUUUUCCUUUUCUUUUGACCUCAUCUCAUCGUCUUUGUCAUUGGAUGGAGUUUGACAUUUUAUUUUAUGGGCGUGUUAUAACAAAAACGAAAAACCAGACAGAAAGAAGCUCUACACAGACACACACACAGGGUGUUUAUUUGCAUAAUACACAAGCCUCAAGUAAAAAAAAAAUUUUAAAAAACUGUGGCCUUUGUAACAAUAACCCAGUAAUCAUUUACAUAAAGGGAAACGAGAGAUAUUCAACCUUUGUUACUGAACACACUGUAUAUUGCUGCAGUUAAACUGAACUCAGCUUCCUUUUAUUGUAAAUAAGAGGAUAUUCUGUAGCCUGCAUGGGGGGCAGCAGGCCUGCAUUAAAAGUAGCUGCUAUUUUACACAGGUAUCAUUUUCUCCUCUGGGAAGACCAUUUCAUUGUGUAGGCUUAUCUGAACAACCAACUGACAUAAUAUUUUCAAACAGCUUGUGAUCAGAUGUCCUUGGUUUUGCAGACUGUGUAAACCGUCUGGGGUAAGAUUCAACACUACUCACUGACUGAUAGACGAACAGUUCACCUGUCAGUUUACAACUUUGUUUUAUAGGAAGGUGGUGAAAGUUUAUAGAUAACUCUUAUGCAGUGACAUUUCUGAAACCAGUUUUGUGAGUCCCGCAGCACGGAGUCUUAACUUGCAGGAGGCCGUUCGCAGCAUUCCUGGUGUGGAUUUAGUUGCGCGUCACCAGGCUUAUUGCGGUCAAUCAAAAAUGGGUGGAAAAAUCAAAGACUUCGAUGAAAUUACGUCUUUUCUGGGCGACUACGGCCCUUUUCAAAUCCUAAUAAUUGUUCUGUUCAGUUUAAGUGCAAUUCCAUGUGGCUACAUGGGAGUACUCGCGGUUUUUGUUUCGGAUACACCUGAGCACCACUGCAAAGUAUCGAUCAGCUCCUCGCGCAACGGCACAGAUGUGGAGCUUCCCUUCCGCGAGCGGAGCAGCUGGAUUGGACCUGACAGCUGUUCACGAUACAAAGUGGAUGGAAACUGGUCGGAGACAGUGUUACUCAGUAAUGAGACAGAGCAAUGUCUGGAUGGCUGGGUCUACAGCACUGAGAGAUACACCGCGACCAUUGUGUCUGAGUGGGAUCUGGUGUGUGACAAUGCAUGGAAGGUCCCUUUCUCCACUUCCUCAUUCUUUGUGGGAGUCCUGAUUGGAUCCUUUAUCAGUGGUCACCUCUCAGACAGGUUUGGCAGAAAGCCGGUGUUUUUUUUCACCAUGGUCUUGCAAACAGUUGCUACCUUGAUCCAGGCCACCUCCGUCAGUUGGGUCAUGUUCAGUAUCCUUAACUGUUUGAGAGGACUAGGCCAGAUAUCCAAUUACAUCGUGUCACUCGUGCUGGGGUCUGAGAUGCUGAGCCAGUCUGCCAGGGUGAGCUACACUUUUCUGGGCCACAGUCUAGGUUUUGGCAUCGGUUAUGCCUUGUUGCCGCUCUUUGCCUACUUCAUACGAGGCUGGAGGAUGUUGCUGGUUGCCACUGCCAUCCCCGGCUUCCUAUUUAUUCCAACAUGGUGGCUGAUUCCUGAGUCUCCACGUUGGCUUUUGCAGAAAGGUCGUGUGGAGGAGGCUGAGCUUGUCAUACGCAAUGCUGCGAAAAGGAACAGAGUCCCCGUCCCUGAGGUCAUAUUCAGGGCUGGAGAGUGCUUGGAGCUCAUGCAAAAUAAAGGUGAAGAAGAGCAGACAUACACUUACAUGGACCUGAUACGCACCCGUAACAUGAGGAACAUUACAAUGCUAGGUGUUUUUAUAUGGAUGUCUGUCGCCAUGGUCUUCUAUGGUCUCUCUCUCAAUACAAGCAACCUGAAUGGAAAUGUCUACCUCAACUGCUUCAUUUCUGCGGCCAUUGACAUUAUGGUGUAUGUAGCCUCUUGGCUGCUGGUCAACCGGGUCCCAAGACCCACUCUCCUCUUCUCCACACUCAUGUUCUGUGGCAUCACGCUUCUGAUCAUCAGGCUGCUUCCUGAGGAAAUGCAUGUCAUGCUGCAGGUCUUGGCCUUGGUGGGAAGGAUGGGUGUGUCUAGUGCUUACUGUCUCAUCUACGUGUUCUUCACCGAGCUGAUCCCCACUGUGGUCAGGAACAUGGGAUUAGGGAUCGCCUCCACAGCUGCACGAAUAGGCACCAUCAUUUGUCCCUAUGUGAUUUACAUAGGUGUUUACAGCAAGAUGCUCCCAUACAUUGUUUUUGGCACAAUCAGCAUCAUGGCUGCUGUUGUUAGCAUGUUGCUGCCAGACACCAGAAACGGCAAACUUCCCAGCCUUAUCAGCCAGGCCAAACCUAUCAGAGGCUCCUGCUGCUGUCCAACGGAAAGGGCUACAGUCAAGGCAGAUACAACUGAAGGCUGUAAAGAAAUGAACAAGAGCUCCCCCUGCUGAAAGAAAAUACACAGCAAGAAUUGAGUGAUCACAGACAAAAGCCUUUACAAUUAAUACACAGUGUUUCUGUGGGUUUUGAUGUGUGGGUGAGACAUUAAUGUUGUUCGGGGUUUUCAAACAGGACAGAAUAAGCUAUAUCAUUUAUGUUGUUUUUUGUUGCCUUUACAUGACUGGUUUUAUACAUAAAGAGGUGGCUGGGUUACAUUUCUUCCAACUACUUCAGUCUCUUGAUCAAAAAUCAGACUUGUUAUUAGACUUAUUGUUGUUUUGUAUGUAUCUGGUCCUAUUGUUUGUUGGCAGGAUUUUUGAAGAAAUCUUUUUUAAUUUGCAUUUUUUUCAACAAUUUCACUAUUUAUUUUUUUAUUUUUUUGUCAUGCUUUGGUCGCUUUUUUCAUGCACUGUUGCACUUACUUGAAUGAAAGUAAAGUAAUGCCACACGUGACAAGUGCAGAACAAGAAAAGUUAAAUUUGACAUUUCUGCCCGUUGAAUAUGCACAUAACAACUAUAUGGUAAUGAUGGCUUAGAUUGACAUUUAAAGUUGGUUAAAUAAUGGGAUGUUUCAGGAUUUGUAGACUCAUAUUUUUUGCUGUAAGAUAUGGUCUUGUAAUUUGAAAUUUAAAAAUGUUAUUUUAAUGACUUUUUUACUUUUAAUACAGUCACCAGUGUAUGGAAGAUGGUGGUUAUUCUUAUUCUUAUUCCAAUAGAUGAGCUGUGUGUCAAAAUCUAGUUGACACUAGUAUAGACAUAUCAUGAACAAUGUGCUGUGUGCGCUGUACCUAAUGGGAGCCUAACUAAUGAAUCCAACCAUGCCUGGGUCUAUGAACAUGUACUCUUAGUUGCCAGUUUCUUUCCUAGCUAAAACUAACAUAGUCUAUUACAGGUCCUGCCAUAAAUACUAACUCUGUGAAGGCUAUAAUAAGAGUGGUUCCAAUUUAAGUGUAUGGUCAUUUUGGAGGCUGAAGUUUGUAUUGCUGUUACAUUGUAUUGUGUCACACUGACUGGUGUUUCUAUUACUUUGUCCACCACAAACUACAGCAUCCAACAUGACCAUAAAGUUGGAUCAACACCUCUCUAAAACCGUUGCAACAAAAACUGAACAUUAUAACGGGAUUGCUGCAAUUAGUUUAAGCUAGAUGUAGCCUAGGCUUACCUAAUAAACUGGCAACUGAGUGUAAAAGCAUCCUUUUGUUUAUGCUUAUAUCAAAAAAAUGUUUCAUAAUUGUAAAAAUAAACGCUUAGAA